GAAAGAGAAUAUAACAAUGAGGCUGUUAAAUGCAUCAUGAACUUAACAGAUUUGAGAGUAGCUAGUCAGAAAGUUGGUCCAGUUAUAAAAGAAGUUGCUGAACUGUGUGGUAAAAUACCAAAUCAGCUACCAAGUAAGACCACAGUUGAUGCCAUUGUAGACAGGAAGCUGUCAGUAGCACAGAAACAGAUCUCGCAGACAUUACCAAAUAAAGAAUGUACCACUUUAUAUACAGAUGAAACUAGGAAAUAUGGAAAGACCAUGCAGAGAUACAUUGUCACCAUUGAGAAUCAGACUUCAUAUGUGAUUGGGCUAAGAGAGAUGUUUAACAAAAGCGGAAAGUGUACCCUGGAUACAUUUCGAGAAUUUUUACAUGACAUCAGUUCCCUUAGUGAGAGAGCAGAGCCAGACAGAAAUGUUGGGUUUCAAAUUUUGAAGAACAUCCAAAACACGAUGUCUGAUAGAGCAGGAACAGAAAAAAACUUUAACAGAUUAUUAGAAGAGUUUCGUAAGGAAGUUCUACCACAGGUUGUUGACAAUUGGGAUGCCUUGACUGAAGAUCAACAAAAGCCAAUUUCAGCUAUGAACAACUUUUUCUGUGGUCUUCAUUUAUUAGUUGGGAUGGCGGAUGUAGCCGAGGAGUCUUGA
This is a messenger RNA of Magallana angulata, 648 nucleotides long. RefSeq lists its product as uncharacterized. The transcript has a single exon. The record is from RefSeq and is a predicted model, not a curated record. NCBI's taxonomy places the organism in Eukaryota, Metazoa, Mollusca, Bivalvia, Ostreida, Ostreidae. Bases 37 to 648 code for a protein of 203 amino acids. Gene Ontology annotation, molecular function: 3'-5'-RNA exonuclease activity.